AUGCAGGAACUUUCUUUUAAAGUAUUAAUUGACUGGUUAAAAGAAAACACUAACGAAUUGACUGAGGCAUUAACUAAUAGACUAGGGAAAGGCGUGGGGCGCGCGGGCCUCGCUCGAACCGCACGUCGAGUCAUGCCUACAUCUAGCUGCUACGUACUCUACAACUCGCGUCAUAGUGCGACAGGCGCGCGAGCUCGGCCCGCGGGGCCGGUGUUUCGGUUCAAGUUAUACUAUACAGCGCUACAGGGUUAA
This is a messenger RNA of Arctia plantaginis, 252 nucleotides long. Lineage: Eukaryota; Metazoa; Arthropoda; Insecta; Lepidoptera; Erebidae. The record is from the annotation of a GenBank genome assembly.